Molecule: messenger RNA, 486 nt
Organism: Schistosoma spindalis
Lineage: Eukaryota; Metazoa; Platyhelminthes; Trematoda; Strigeidida; Schistosomatidae
Source: the annotation of a GenBank genome assembly
CUUAGCAACUAGACUAUACUAAUAUAUAUUAUAUAUAUAUAUAUAGUAAAGAUAAUAAUAUACUCCUUCUUUUAGUUUCAUUAAAUGGUUAUAUUCAAAUUAAUUCAAAAAGAAUAUAAUCAUGAUGCACAAAUUAUAUUUAUAUGGAAAUUACAAAAACUUACUCAUAUAUUAGAAUAUAAUGAUAUUUUAAAGAAAUUACAUGAAUUAAAUAAUUUCAAAUAUAAAGAUUAUAUAAUUCAAUGGAAUUAUAAUCAUAAUAUGUAUCAAAUUACAAAUACAGAAGAUUUAAAAAAUGCACUCAAACAAUUAUAUCGUAAAUAUAUCAAAGAUCGAUGUAUCCGAUUUCAUAUUACUCCAUUAUCACAUUAUCAUGAAUAUGGACCACCGCCACCGUAUGAAAUUAUUUCCUCUUCUUCAUUAUUAUAGUUUAUAAAUAAUUUCUAUAUAUAUAUAUAAAAGAAAAGAAAAUCAUACAUCAAUUCA